This is a messenger RNA of Pseudozyma hubeiensis SY62, 639 nucleotides long. RefSeq lists its product as hypothetical. NCBI's taxonomy places the organism in Eukaryota, Fungi, Basidiomycota, Ustilaginomycetes, Ustilaginales, Ustilaginaceae. Gene Ontology annotation, biological process: attachment of spindle microtubules to kinetochore. Gene Ontology annotation, cellular component: spindle microtubule; DASH complex. The transcript has 3 exons. The record is from RefSeq and is a predicted model, not a curated record. The coding region runs from base 1 to 639 and encodes 212 amino acids.
AUGUUGACGUCACGACAGUCAUCCUUCCCUCAACACCAGAUGAUGCAGCAACCGCCCCAGGGACAAUUUGAUGCUCAGUAUCAUCCACAGCAGCAGCAACACUUGCCGCAACCUUCACAGCAUUUGAUCUCGUCACUGCAGCAUUGCGUGUCGUCGACAGCGAGCUGUGUCCAAACUAUGAAGGAAGCGAUCGACACGCUUGACUUUGCGAUCCAAGAUCAUCCACGAUUGAUGACCGUACUCAAAUCGCAGCGACACUUUGACCUGGUAUCGCAACGAGACAUCGAAAAAGCUCGCGAGCACGUCGCCACCGAAGUGCGCCCUCACGUAGAAGAACUCUGUCGACGAGCUACCGCCGAAAUCGCACGUCAAGAUCGACGCGCAGCCGCACUCAAGAACAGAAACGAGGCCCUCCAGCAGCGAAUCCAAAACAUGCGCUUGAUCGAUCUACACCAGGCCAAACUCAACCACACCGCUUCAGCAGGCGAGGAAAGGGAACACGAAGAGACCGAAGAACAACUGCAGAUCAAGAGAGACAUCGACGAGCACACGGCAAAGUUGGACAAGCUGCGAAGGAGGAAGGAAGCCUUGUUGGCCACGGCGGAUAAGCUCGAGAGCGAGAAUCAGGGUCAGAUUUAG